This is a messenger RNA of Cajanus cajan (pigeon pea), 1658 nucleotides long. The record is from RefSeq and is a predicted model, not a curated record. Lineage: Eukaryota; Viridiplantae; Streptophyta; Magnoliopsida; Fabales; Fabaceae.
CAAUCUUUUUAUUUUCACACAAAUAGAUGUAAUAUUGAAACAUAUAGAUGAAAACGAAUUAUUAGGAGACAUUAAGGCUUUGUAUUAUAUAUUAAAACGAAUUAUUAGGCAAUUUUAUUUUGCAGGCAUUGUGUGCUCCGCGCGCAACGUACGUCGUCGUUUCAUGACGAUGAAUCGCUCCGUGAAAGUGGCGGUAAUCGGGGCAGGUGUAUCGGGCCUCGUGGCCGCGCGCGAGCUCCAACGCGAAGGCCACAACGUCGUCGUUUUCGAGCAAAACGACGACGUGGGAGGAAACUGGGUCUACGACCCGCGAACCGAGUCCGACCCUCUCUGCCUCGACCCGAACCGCGAAACCAUCCACGGGAGCCUCUACGCCUCCCUCCGAACCAACCUCCCGAGGGCGCUCAUGAGCUUCCGCGACUUCCCGUUCCUGAGGACCGGACACGACCCGAGAACGUUCCCGAGCCACGAGGAAGUGCUCCGUUUUAUAAAGCGGUUUGCGGAGGAGUUUGGGAUACGAAAGGUGACUAGGUUCGGCACGAGGGUGGUUCGGGUAGAGAGGGAGGAGGGUCGGUGGGUGGUGGAGUGGUUGGUUCGGGGAUCCGGUUCGGUUAGCCGCGAAGUAUUCGAAGCGGUUGUGGUGUGUUCGGGUCAUAACUCGGUUCCUAGAAUUGCAGAAAUUGCAGGGAUUGAGAACUGGAGAGGGUUCCAAAUGCAUAGCCAUAACUAUCGUGUACCUGAACCUUUUCGCGACCAGAUUGUGCUUUUAGUUGGUUAUGGACCUAGUGCUUUUGAUAUCUCACAAGAUAUUUUACCAACGGCGAAGGAGGUUCAUAUAGCAGUCAAAGAUAAUCGAUUCGGUGUCAAGUUUGAAAAUUUAAUUUACCACGAUAUGAUAAAAUGUGUGAAUGAAGAUGGCUCGAUUACCUUUCAAGAUGGAUCAUCAAUUUUCGCAGAUACCAUAAUCCACUGUACUGGAUACAAAUACCAUUUUCCAUUUCUUGAAACCAAAGGAAUUGUAACAGUUGAAGACAAAUGUGUUGGGCCAUUAUACAAACACAUCUUUCCUCCAGCAUUAGCACCUUGGCUUUCUUUCAUUGGGAUCGCCACCAAGGAGGCUAUCUUUCUUCUUGCUGAAUUACAAUCUAUGUAUGUUGCAAGAGUUUUAUCUGGAAAGAUUCUUUUACCUACUGAAGAAGAGAUGAUGGAUGCUGUUGAAGAUAUCUAUCGACAAAUGGAGAACAAUGGCUUGCCCAAAACCUGUGCUCUUUCAUUAAUUGAAUUUGUCUGGCAGGUUGAUUAUAAACAUUGGUUAGCUGCACAAAAUGGGUUGCCUCCUUUGGAAGAGUGGAGGGAAAAUCUCUUAGCAGAAUGCUUCAAGAAAUUAAUUGAAUUGCCUGACAAAUACAGAGACCAAUGGGACGAUGCUUAUUGGGAUUCCGUCUUUCAAACUACAUCUACUUCCCAAAAUCGAAUAUAAAUACACAAUGUUAAGUAUCUUCUACCACAUAAAAACUAUGGGAUUGUAGCCAUAAUUAAAUUAAAUUAUCCAAAUAUAAAUAUAAUUUUUCAGACAUUUCCUAUAUCACUAGGUAUUGAUCCUCGAUGUAUGUUAAUCGCGAGUGUAAUAAAUUUGAAAGUAAUCCAAAUUGUCUCUA